Molecule: messenger RNA, 267 nt
Organism: Dentiscutata erythropus
Lineage: Eukaryota; Fungi; Glomeromycota; Glomeromycetes; Diversisporales; Gigasporaceae
Source: the annotation of a GenBank genome assembly
AUGUCUACAAAUACUCAAGAAAUUCUUAUUUUUCUUGCAAUGUGUGAAUUAAUGCUUCAAGAACUUGAAGAAGAAGAUGAUAUGAUUGAUAGAAUUCUUUUAGAAAAUUAUGGAAUUUUAUUUAAUAAAAUUUCAAGACCAAAAACUAAUAGAUUUUGGAAUGAGGUUUUUCCUUGUCUUGAUAAUAGAGAUUCAGCAUUUCUAUUACAAACAUGGCUUAUGGUUCCUUUUAAAAAUCCAGAAGCAAAUUUAGAUCCAAGAUAUAGA